CGGAAUCAAAUUUGGAUACAGUAAACGGUCCAUGUUUGAGAAAUCCCAACCGUUAAACCCCAGGCUAAAACCCUACUCUUUAACUCCAUCGGAAGCUGCCUUUCAAGUAUUUGAAUUGGUUAUUCAUUCAAUUUCUUUUUGCUAUAUAAAAUAAAAAUUCCGUCUCAGUCAUGCAUCGAAGAGCUUCAAAAUUAGCUUCAUUUAUCUGUUCUUCGACUUCAAAAAAACUGGUCUAUAGUAGGGUAAUUUGCAAUAGGAAUUAUGUGGCUAAGGUUAUCAAUUUUGGGGUUGGGGCACGUGCAGCUAUGCUGCAGGGUGUUUCCGAGGUUGCAGAAGCUGUAAAAGUCACGAUGGGACCAAAGGGUCGCAAUGUAAUUAUUGAGAAACGUCCAGGCUAUCCUAAAGUCACAAAGGAUGGUGUUACUGUUGCCAAAAGCAUCAAAUUCAAGAAUAAGGCUAAAAAUGUUGGUGCAGAUCUUGUAAAGCAGGUUGCAAAUGCCACAAAUAAAGUUGCUGGAGAUGGUACAACUUGUGCAACUGUCCUGACUCAGGCAAUUCUUUUGGAAGGCUGCAAGUCAGUGGCUGCUGGUGUAAAUGUGAUGGACUUGAGAAGCGGAAUUAAUAUGGCAGUUGAUGCUGUCAUAUCUGACUUGAAAAGCAGGGCAAUAAUGAUAAGCACACCAGAAGAAAUUACACAGGUUGCUACUAUUUCUGCAAAUGGUGAACGUGAAAUUGGAGAAUUGAUAGCAAGAGCAAUGGAGAAGGUUGGAAAGGAAGGGGUCAUUACUGUCACGGAAGGGAAUACUUUAGACAAUGAGUUAGAAGUGGUGGAAGGAAUGAAGCUAUCCAGAGGUUAUAUCUCUUCUUAUUUUAUUACUGAUCAGAAGACCCAAAAAUGUGAACUUGAGAAUCCCCUGAUUAUCAUUCAUGACAAGAAAAUAUCAGAUAUGAACUCUCUUGUGAGAAUAUUGGAGCUGGCUAUAAAUAAAAACAGACCACUUCUUGUUGUGGCUGAGGAUGUGGAGAGUGAUGCACUUGCUUUACUUAUUCUCAACAAGCAUCAUGCUGGUUUGAAGGUGUGUGCCAUCAAAGCUCCUGGUUUUGGGGAUAACCGACGAGCAAAUUUAGAUGAACUUGCCAUUCUUACUGGUGGAGAGGUUAUUAGUGACGAACGUGGCUUAACUCUUGACAAAAUCAAAGUUGAAAUGCUUGGUACUGCAAAAAGGGUCACUGUGUCACUUGAUGACACAAUCAUUCUACAUGGGGGAGGGGAUAAGAAGCUUAUUGAAGAAAGAUGUGAGCAGCUGCGGACGGCCAUGGAGAAGAGCACUGCCAUGUUUGACAGGGAGAAAGCACAGGAACGAUUAUCAAAACUGUCUGGGGGUGUAGCUGUAUUCAAGGUUGGUGGAGCUAGCGAGGCAGAAGUUGGAGAAAGGAAAGAUAGGGUCACAGAUGCUUUGAACGCCACCAGAGCAGCCGUGGAAGAGGGUAUUGUGCCAGGUGGUGGUGUUGCUCUUUUGUGUGGUAUAAAGGUUUUGCAGAACCUUCAAACUCAAAAUGAAGAUCAGAAAAGAGGCAUUCAGAUAAUUCAAGAUGCUCUUAAGGCACCUACAUUAACUAUAACUUCAAAUGCUGGUUAUGAUGGCUCUCUGGUUCUUGGAAGAUUACUGGAACAAGAUGACGAUAAUUUGGGUUUUGAUGCUUCAAAAGGUACAUAUGUUGACAUGGUGAAGGCUGGAAUCAUAGACCCUCUUAAAGUUGUUAGAACAGCCUUAGUUGAUGCUGCCAGCAUCUCAUUGCUAUUGACAACAACUGAGGCAUCCGUCUUGGAAAAUCCAGAUGAGAAAAAACCACCAAGCCGCAUGCCAGAUAUAGAUAAUGACUACUAGUUAAAGUGGCUCUGGAAGCACACUAAACCCCUGUAUGAUUACUCAACAAUUUGUCAUUGUAUUUAAAAUACCACAGAACUUAACUUGGGAGCCAUGGUUGAAAUUUGAUGAAUUCUUAAGAAAAAUACAUGAUGAUGGCAACCAGUUAUAAACAAAAGAUAAUGGGAUCAAGCUUUUCGAAGUCAUUGUAAAACCAGUGAUCUGGGAUUUUGUGGUGCAAAGAAAAUUAGUUGAGGACUCUCUUUUACUGCAA
Messenger RNA from Theobroma cacao (cacao), 2142 nucleotides. It is a transcript of the gene HSP60-3A, whose product is annotated as heat shock protein 60-3A. Gene Ontology annotation, biological process: protein refolding. The record is from RefSeq and is a predicted model, not a curated record. Lineage: Eukaryota; Viridiplantae; Streptophyta; Magnoliopsida; Malvales; Malvaceae. Gene Ontology annotation, molecular function: ATP-dependent protein folding chaperone; ATP binding.